AAUUCCCGAAACAUAAAGCUUGCAUAUAAGCACAGGCGUUCUGGAUCUGUGAAUGCUUUAUUUAUCAUUUCAUCCAUCUGAAGAAUAAUGUCUCUAUAUGACUACUACCGUACCUCCAUUUCCAUACAACGCGACAAUCUACCCGAACUUACCACUGGCACUGUCAUCGGAAUCAGUGUAGCAGUAGCAGGGAAUGUCUUAAUAUCCUUGGCCUUGAACCUACAAAAAUUGGCCCACAAACGGUUGGAUGCAGAAAAGAACUCAAGUUUUGAUGGAUCGAACGGGAAGCAUAAGUCACCAACGGAGAGAAGAGCGGUAUCAACUGUAGACGAAGGCGAGGAAGGAAGGGAAUCCUCUGUUGAUGAGCCUGUAGACCAUAUUGUCGAAUCAAAUUAUGGCGGGGAAUCUGAAGGAGAAUCACUAUUACCCUUUCCUCGUACUCAACAGUUUUCUGGAGAAUACGGAACGUUGGAAUCACCUGCACGAUCUAUGAAGAGCAAGGUCUUAUCCCGCAUCUUUCCUGCUAAAUCACGCUCGAAACCUCGCCCAAUAGUUCUACCGGUAGACAUAGUCUAUCCAAGUAGGACCCAGAACAAAUCAAGGCCUCCAAUUGUCGAAGACAGCAUCGUAUCGAAGGAUGAUGCUGAUGUUAAGACCGGAAACGAAAGCGAUUACCUCAAGUCAAAGUUAUGGUGGAGUGGUUUCCUUUUGAUGAAUGUUGGAGAAAUGGGGAAUUUUCUUUCAUAUGCAUGGGCACCAGCUUCUGUUGUCGCGCCUCUAGGCACUUUUGCCCUCGUGGCUAACUGUCUGUUUUCUCCACUGAUCCUAGGCGAACGCUUUCGGAAGCGUGAUGUUCUUGGUGUGAUCAUAGCAAUCAUUGGCGCAGUAACUGUCGUGCUUUCCUCUAACGCUUCAAACGGAAGACUCGAUCCUGAAGCUCUUGUACACGCGAUAUCCCAAACGCCUUUCAUCGUUUACGCAUGUAUCUACACUAUGGGGGCGAUGAUUCUCGCAUCUCUAUCGCAAACCUCUUAUGGACAACGAUAUGCCCUUGUAGAUAUUGGUCUAUGUGCCCUUUUCGGUGGCUUUACCGUCCUAUCUACGAAGGCUGUAUCUACUCUUUUGACCAUGCAGUGGUCCCAAGUUUUCACUAGUGUGAUCACUUAUCCUGUUAUCUUGUGUCUUGUGCUAACGGGAGUGGGUCAAAUUCGUUAUUUGAAUCGGGCACUCAUGAGAUUUGACAGCAAGAUCGUCAUCCCCAUUCAGUUCGUCUUGUUCAAUCUAUCAGCAAUCAUUGGAUCCGCUAUUUUGUAUGGAGAUUUCAAGAAAGCAAGCUUUCACCAAAUCGUGACCUUCCUGUAUGGCUGUGCUGCGACUUUUGCCGGAGUUUUUAUCAUCGCAUGGUCGUCCCAGAGCAACGACAAAGGAUUCGAAAGUCCCAGAACUGAACAACCAGAUGAUGAAAUCUUUGAUCGAGCAGGUUCUGUCCAUGCUGAACAUCUUGCCUCAAACUUGAGCCCGGGAUCAUUAGGCCGGAGAAGAAGAGCAACACUGGUCCUUCCGGGCCGAAUCAGUGAUCUUCCCUCGUUGCAUCAUAAGCACAGCGCCAUUAGUGUCAUGGGCCUCUCACCUGCUCAACCUCUUCUUCUAGUUCACACUCCCCCUAGAGAGCAUUCGGCACGCGAUCUUGAGAGGGAUGGCUCAACUCCAAGCUCGUUCCAACGCCAAAGGGCCCUCAGUUGGUUCGGAGAUGAUUCGUCGCCCAGAGGACGUCUGUAUGAUGGUGGUCGGCGUACAAGAGAAAGCAGCCUUGCUGAAAGAUUACGGUCAAGCGCUGGUACCUCCAACGUCAAUCAAAUACCUCCCAAUCGUUAACGUUAAGUUGGUUGGCUAUUGUGGACAUUACAGUAACUUAUACGCAUCAUGCCUUUCAAUAAUUGACAAUGCCCUGGCCAAGUCAGUUCAUUGCAAUUCGUGAUCGCAUUCCAAUACGUUCAUUUACUGCUCGAUUGAACUACAUGUGUUCAGGCAAGUUCAGACGCUUUCUACACGCUGAGCUUCUGCACCACAAUGACCACGUUUCUUUGCUACGUCAAUCUGGAGCAUCAAUCUAUGUUGCUAUAUCUUCUAACUCAAAUGAUUAUCCCAUGAUGAUUCGCGGAACACGAAAUACAUCUCAAAAUUUCCAGUGUUGAAUGCUGUGUGCAGCUUUCUCGAACGCCAGAACUUCUUCCGAAGAACAAUUCUGAAUUGCAUAUUGGAGUUUGCUGACGAUCUGCCUGGCUGCACCGCGCUCUUUUAGGUGAUCCGACACAAGCUCUUCCUUGCAGCUCUACGAGACG
Lentinula edodes (shiitake mushroom) is the source of this 2342-nucleotide messenger RNA. Its product is annotated as magnesium transporter NIPA-domain-containing protein. The transcript has 9 exons. Gene Ontology annotation, biological process: magnesium ion transport. Gene Ontology annotation, molecular function: magnesium ion transmembrane transporter activity. Bases 88 to 1875 code for a protein of 595 amino acids. Gene Ontology annotation, cellular component: membrane. Lineage: Eukaryota; Fungi; Basidiomycota; Agaricomycetes; Agaricales; Omphalotaceae. The record is from RefSeq and is a predicted model, not a curated record.